AUGGCCCUCCCCCUCACCAACCAACCCCCACCCACCUCCUUCCUCAAACUCGCCUACCCCGCCCCGCGCGUCCUCCAAAUCACCAUGUCGCGCGAAAAAGACCUCAACUGCACCAACGCCGCCGCAAUCCUAGAAAUGACCGCCGUCUACCGCUGGUUCGACGCCGAGCCCAGCCUCACCGUCGCCAUCCUGACAGGCGCAGGCAAACGGUCCUUCUCCACCGGCGCCGACCUAAAAGAAUGGAACGCCAAAGUGGCCGAGGCGCGUGCCCAAGGUCGCGACCCGGCCGGCGCAGGCCCGGGGAAUGUAGCGGGCGCGGAAGCGAUGAGCAAUCGCCGGGGCAAGAAGCCUGUCGUCGCGGCGGUGAAUGGCAUGGCGCUUGGCGGCGGGUGCGAGAAUGUGAUUAAUUGCGAUAUUGUGCUUGCGUCGGAGACGGCGACGUUUGGGCUUGUCGAGGUGAAGCGGGGGCUUGCGCCGUAUUCGGGUGCGUUGCCUAGGUUGAUUCGCACUGUGGGGUUGCAGCGGGCGAAUGAGUUUGCGUUGACGGGCAAGAUCAUCUCCGCGCAGACGGCGUUCGAAUGGGGCUUGGUAAACAAGGUUGUGCCGCCGGAUCGGUUGCUUGAGGAAGCAGUGGCGUGGGCAAAGGAGAUUGCGGACAUCAGUCCAGACUCGAUCAUUUGUACGCGUGCUAUGCUUCGAGAGGGCUGGACGACUGCGGAUGUGGUGGAGGCGACCAAUAUCAGCAAUGGCCGGGAGUGGAAGGAACUGCAGAAAGGCGAGAACAUGCAAGAGGGAUUGCGAGCGUUCAAUGAGAAGCGGAAGCCGAGAUGGGGCGGUCCCAGGCUGUGA
Messenger RNA from Neohortaea acidophila, 849 nucleotides. Its product is annotated as enoyl-CoA hydratase/isomerase. Gene Ontology annotation, cellular component: mitochondrion. Lineage: Eukaryota; Fungi; Ascomycota; Dothideomycetes; Mycosphaerellales; Teratosphaeriaceae. Gene Ontology annotation, biological process: fatty acid beta-oxidation. The record is from RefSeq and is a predicted model, not a curated record. Gene Ontology annotation, molecular function: enoyl-CoA hydratase activity. Bases 1 to 849 code for a protein of 282 amino acids. The transcript has a single exon.